This is a messenger RNA of Maudiozyma barnettii, 609 nucleotides long. It is a transcript of the gene RDI1, whose product is annotated as Rdi1p. The coding region runs from base 1 to 609 and encodes 202 amino acids. Gene Ontology annotation, molecular function: Rho GDP-dissociation inhibitor activity; protein binding. Gene Ontology annotation, cellular component: cytosol; membrane; cytoplasm. The transcript has a single exon. Gene Ontology annotation, biological process: Rho protein signal transduction. NCBI's taxonomy places the organism in Eukaryota, Fungi, Ascomycota, Saccharomycetes, Saccharomycetales, Saccharomycetaceae. The record is from RefSeq and is a predicted model, not a curated record.
AUGGCUACUGAAAAUACUGAUUUCAAACAGUUCGAAGAUGAACAAAAUAAUGACGGUUAUAAAGUUGGCGAAAAGAAGACCGUUGAUGAAUACAAAAAACUAGAUGCAGAAGAUGCAGCUUUGGCUAAAUGGAAGGAAUCCCUAGGUCUAGGAUCCGAUGUGUUGCCAUUAGAGUUUCCUGGGGAUAAACGUAAAGUUGUUAUCCAAAAGAUCCAAUUACUUGUUAAUACAGAAUCAAAACCAAUAUCAUUUGAUUUGACAAACGAGCAAACAAUUAAAGAAUUGGCCUCUAAACGUUACAAGAUCAAAGAAAAUUCUAUAUAUAAAUUAAGAAUCACAUUUAAAGUACAGCACGAGAUCAUCACUGGUCUUAGAUAUGUUCAAUACAUUAAGAAAGCAGGUAUUGCUGUAGACAAAAUCGACGACCACUUGGGGUCUUAUGCUCCAAGUACAAAGACUAAACCAUACUAUGAAGUGGAACUUCCUGAAAGUGAAGCUCCAAGUGGGUUAUUAGCUAGAGGUAAAUAUAGUGCUGUCUCAAAGUUUAUCGAUGACGACAAGACCACACACUUGACCUUGAACUGGGGUGUUGAGAUUGUUAAGAAAUAG